Molecule: messenger RNA, 24837 nt
Organism: Caenorhabditis auriculariae
Lineage: Eukaryota; Metazoa; Nematoda; Chromadorea; Rhabditida; Rhabditidae
Source: the annotation of a GenBank genome assembly
AUGCCAGCGGAGCUGCAAUCGGAGUUGAUGGAAAAACCAAUCCCAACAGAUUCAGCCGGAAGACCUCUUGGAGAAGACGGUUCUCCUCUUCCAACUGACGCCUCGGGCAACUUCGUCAACGUCCCUUCGGCGACUGAAACGAGCAAAGUCUUGCCAACUGAUGAAUCUGGAAACGUCAUCUAUCCUAUCACCAAGCCCGAUGGAUCUCCACUUCCAACUGACGCCAGUGGAAACUUCGUCACAGAAGAAGGCAUAAUUGUUGAGAAGGACGACGAAGGCAAACCUCUCGGUCCUGACGGCCAAGUACUGCCAACAGACUCUGCUGGCAACUACAUCUUCCCUAUCAUUGGUCCAGAUGGCAGCGUCUUGCCAACAGAUGAGAACAAGAAGCCAGUUUAUCCUGUAGUCGGACCUGAUGGAACUCCUCUGCCGACAGAUGCCAGCGGAGCUGCAAUCGGAGUUGAUGGAAAACCAAUCCCAACAGAUUCAGCCGGAAGACCUCUUGGAGAAGACGGUUCUCCUCUUCCAACUGACGCCUCGGGCAACUUCGUCAACGUCCCUUCGGCGACUGAAACGAGCAAAGUCUUGCCAACUGAUGAAUCUGGAAACGUCAUCUAUCCUAUCACCAAGCCCGAUGGAUCUCCACUUCCAACUGACGCCAGUGGAAACUUCGUCACAGAAGAAGGCAUAAUUGUUGAGAAGGACGACGAAGGCAAACCACUCGGCCCUGACGGUCAAGUACUGCCAACAGACUCUGCUGGAAACUACAUCUUCCCUAUCAUUGGUCCAGAUGGCAGCGUCUUGCCAACUGACGAGAACAAAAAGACAGUUUAUCCUGUAGUCGGACCUGAUGGAACUCCUUUGCCGACAGAUGCCAGCGGAGCUGCAAUCGGAGUUGAUGGAAAACCAAUUCCCACAGAUUCAGCGGGACGACCGCUGGGCGAAGAUGGUUCUCCGCUUCCAACUGACGCUUCGAGCAACUACGUCAAUGUUCCUUCUGCGACUGAAACAAGCAAAGUUCUGCCAACUGAUGAAUCUGGAAACGUCAUCUAUCCUAUCACCAAGCCUGACGGAUCUCCUCUUCCAACUGACGCCAGUGGAAACUUCGUCACAGAAGAAGGCACAAUUGUUGAGAAGGACGACGAAGGCAAACCUCUCGGCCCUGACGGCCAAGUACUGCCAACAGACUCUGCUGGAAACUACAUCUUCCCUAUCAUUGGUCCAGAUGGCAGCGUCUUGGCAACAGAUGAGAACAAGAAGCCAAUCUAUCCUGUAGUCGGACCGGAUGGAACUCCUCUGCCUACAGAUGCCAGUGGAGCUGCGAUCGGAGUUGAUGGAAAACCAAUUCCCACAGAUUCAGCGGGACGACCGCUGGGCGAAGAUGGUUCCCCGCUUCCAACUGACGCUUCGGGCAACUACGUCAACGUUCCUUCUGCGACUGAAACAAGCAAAGUUCUGCCAACUGAUGAAUCUGGAAACGUCAUCUAUCCUAUCACCAAGCCGGAUGGAUCUCCACUUCCAACUGACGCCAGUGGAAACUUCGUCACAGAAGAAGGCACAAUUGUUGAGAAGGACGACGAAGGCAAACCUCUCGGCCCUGACGGCCAAGUACUGCCAACAGACUCUGCUGGAAACUACAUCUUCCCUAUCAUUGGUCCAGAUGGCAGCGUCUUGCCAACAGAUGAGAACAAGAAGCCAAUCUAUCCUGUAGUCGGACCGGAUGGAACUCCUCUGCCUACAGAUGCCAGUGGAGCUGCGAUCGGAGUUGAUGGAAAACCAAUUCCCACAGAUUCAGCGGGACGACCGCUGGGCGAAGAUGGUUCCCCGCUUCCAACUGACGCCUCGGGCAACUUCGUCAACGUCCCUUCGGCGACUGAAACGAGCAAAGUCUUGCCAACUGAUGAAUCUGGAAACGUCAUCUAUCCUAUCACCAAGCCCGAUGGAUCUCCUCUUCCAACUGACGCCAGUGGAAACUUCGUCACAGAAGAAGGCAUAAUUGUUGAGAAGGACGACGAAGGCAAACCUCUCGGUCCUGACGGCCAAGUACUGCCAACAGACUCUGCUGGCAACUACAUCUUCCCUAUCAUUGGUCCAGAUGGCAGCGUCUUGCCAACAGAUGAGAACAAGAAGCCAGUUUAUCCUGUAGUCGGACCUGAUGGAACUCCUUUGCCGACAGAUGCCAGCGGAGCUGCAAUCGGAGUUGAUGGAAAACCAAUCCCAACAGAUUCAGCCGGAAGACCUCUUGGAGAAGACGGUUCUCCUCUUCCAACUGACGCCUCGGGCAACUUCGUCAACGUCCCUUCGGCGACUGAAACGAGCAAAGUCUUGCCAACUGAUGAAUCUGGAAACGUCAUCUAUCCUAUCACCAAGCCCGAUGGAUCUCCUCUUCCAACUGACGCCAGUGGAAACUUCGUCACAGAAGAAGGCACAAUUGUGGAGAAAGACGACGAAGGAAAACCACUCGGCCCUGACGGUCAAGUACUGCCAACAGACUCUGCUGGAAACUACAUCUUCCCUAUCAUUGGUCCAGAUGGCAGCGUCUUGCCAACUGACGAGAACAAGAAGCCAAUCUAUCCUGUAGUCGGACCGGAUGGAACUCCUCUGCCUACAGAUGCCAGUGGAGCUGCGAUCGGAGUUGAUGGAAAACCAAUUCCCACAGAUUCAGCGGGACGACCGCUGGGCGAAGAUGGUUCCCCGCUUCCAACUGACGCUUCGGGCAACUACGUCAACGUUCCUUCUGCGACUGAAACAAGCAAAGUUCUGCCAACUGAUGAAUCUGGAAACGUCAUCUAUCCUAUCACCAAGCCGGAUGGAUCUCCACUUCCAACUGACGCCAGUGGAAACUUCGUCACAGAAGAAGGCACAAUUGUUGAGAAGGACGACGAAGGCAAACCUCUCGGCCCUGACGGCCAAGUACUGCCAACAGACUCUGCUGGAAACUACAUCUUCCCUAUCAUUGGUCCAGAUGGCAGCGUCUUGCCAACUGACGAGAACAAAAAGCCAAUUUAUCCUGUAGUCGGACCUGAUGGAACUCCUUUGCCGACAGACGCCAGCGGAGCUGCAAUCGGAGUUGAUGGAAAACCAAUCCCAACAGAUUCAGCCGGAAGACCUCUUGGAGAAGACGGUUCUCCUUUUCCAACUGACGCUUCGGGCAACUUCGUGACUAUUCCGAGCGAAGGUGGAGCAACGAGACCAUUGCCCACUGACGAAGCUGGCAACGUGAUCUACCCCGUCGUCUCAUCUGACGGCGCUCUCCUACCAACUGAUUCUGCUGGUAAUUUUAUCGAUCACGAAGGCGAGGUUAUAGAAAAAGAUGAAGACGGUAGACCGAAAGGACCAACUGGAGAAUUAUUACCAACUGACGAUGCAGGCCGUUUUGUCUACCCACUUACUUCAAAGAAUUGCGAAUUGUCGUCUUCUUUAUCAGAUGUCGUCUUCGUAGUGAACACCGCGAGCGACAAAGAGGCUUCCUUCGCAGCAGGAAAGAAGUUGGCGAUGGAUUUCGCCGCGAAAAUGGAUUUAUCACCAGACGUUUUUCGACUUGCUUACGUGGCGUUCGGCGACGACGUUGCUGUAGUCCUCCCACUUGGUGGCUAUCAAGAAAAAGAGCAUAUGGAGAAGAUUCUCAACGACUUCACGAUCGAGCCAUCUACAGGUCAGGGCGCCGUCGACGUCGCCGAAUCUGUCAAGCAACAAUUCACGACUUUCCCGCGAGCAAAUAUUGCUAGAAUCGCAAUCGUCUUAACAUCCUCAUCGGAAAGGUAAUUUUAUAAAUAUAAUAAUAGCGCUUCAUUCACGACAAAUAAUUAUCAUUGGAUUGAAAAAAUAAUCAAAAUUCGUCAGAGAUUUUGUUCAAGAGAAAAAUUCAUAAUUAUUCAAACAGAAGCUGACAAAUUCGCUUGAUUGAGUCAUAACGGCAGACAGUCACUCGAGCCUUUAUCAUUCGAGUCAACAAGAUCUCUUUCCUCUUAAUAAUAGAAUACAGCCUAGUACUAGGAUUCUUCAGGCCGGUAGAGUCCUAAUAAACUAUUAGAUAAUGAUAAACACGUGCCGAACCUUACAAAAUAUCACAAAAAAGUAAAUGGCGUGUUGGAACUUUUUCGACAGCUCUCAGUCCUUCUAAAAGUCUAAAAAGCUUUUAGCCUGAAACUUUGUUAAUAUGAUAACAAAAACUCGCUGAAAGAACAAAAUGCAGCCAUGCAUGUUGGUCCAUUAUAAAAUUGAGAGAACUUUCAAAACAAGAAUAAAUGAAGAAAAUGGAAUCAAAAUGAUGAUCAAACCUAAGUGUGAAAUUACCUUCAGAACAAAAAUUGGAUUUUGAUUUUGAGAAAUUGUUUCCCUUUCAGAUAUUUUUUUUCGAUCGAAUCUGAUGCCUUUAUGAGGAGGCUCAAAAGAAAAAAACGGAAUAAACUUUUUUCAAGCGAUUUUUCGCAUUUUGAAAAUAUUAUUUCUCGGCUUUUAAAUAAUAAUUUAACUAAGGCUUUAUACAGAAAAAAACUUUAUCGAAAACCAAACAAAAUUUUUUCAACCUGGAGGAUAUUGAAACAUUUUUUUUUGUGAUCCGGGUUCGUGUAUUUCUAGGAGAAAGCUUUUUGGAAAGAAUGUUUACUACUGCUCUUUUUGAAGCUAAGAACAAAUCUAGGUUUGAAGUUUGAGGUUCACAAUCGUGAACUGACGGAGAAAAUGUGAAAAAUCAGUUAUUCGAAAGAUUCAGCUUCUGUAGUUAACCAACCUUUGAGAAUUCUUUUUUUUUUCAGGUACCCCGAGACCGGCGACAUCGAGUUCUUCUACGUUGACCCGCAAACUUCAGACGCAGAUGAAGUCAUCGCGAGAAUCGAAAAAGCCUGCAAACAAGGCUUGUUAGACCUUCCUCAAGAUGCGACGAAAACCGUGGAAGACAGCAAAGUGAAGCCAACAACUCUUCCAGUUAUUGUAAGUCAGAAAGGGAUACCGUUGCCAACAGACUCGGCUGGGAACUACCUUGACAGCAACGGUGACAUAAUCGAGACAGAAAAUGGUGCACCGAAACCUCUCGAAGGCCAAGAAAUACAGAAAAACGAAAAGGGCGAAUGGGUGUACCCGCUGCUCGACAGAACCGGCAAACCAGUACCAGUCGAUUCGAAAAACAAUCCGAAACUGACAAUAACUGAUGAGCAGGGUCGUCAGAUUGAGAGCAGCGACGAUGGAAAGUUCAUAGAUUUGGAUGGCAACACUUUGGACACCGAUGAGUAUGGCAGACCAAUAAACUUGCAAGGAGAGCCUUUCGACGUCAGCGAGAAUGGUGUCAUCACAGUUGAUGACCUCAACAACGUUCGUGAAAAAGUAGAACCAUCAACAACGGCUCCACAAAUUCCCUUCAUAAUUGUUGACGGAGAACCGAUCACAGAAGACGACGGCAAAUACUUUGACCAAGAUGGCAAUGAAAUACCGACAAACGAAGAAGGCAAGCCAGUCGAUCAGAAGGGAGCACCACUUCCCCAGAACAACGAAGGUCAAUAUUUGAUACCUGCGAAAUCAACCCCAAUGCCUAUUACGAUUGUGAAUCCCGACGGUUCCAUAGUUCCGAAAGAUAGUGAAGGCUCAAAUAUUGGAAUCGAUGGAAAACCAAUUCCCACAGAUUCAGCGGGACGACCGCUGGGCGAAGAUGGUUCUCCGCUUCCAACUGACGCUUCGAGCAACUACGUCAAUGUUCCUUCUGCGACUGAAACAAGCAAAGUUCUGCCAACUGAUGAAUCUGGAAACGUCAUCUAUCCUAUCACCAAGCCGGAUGGAUCUCCACUUCCAACUGACGCCAGUGGAAACUUCGUCACAGAAGAAGGCACAAUUGUUGAGAAGGACGACGAAGGCAAACCUCUCGGCCCUGACGGCCAAGUACUGCCAACAGACUCUGCUGGAAACUACAUCUUCCCUAUCAUUGGUCCAGAUGGCAGCGUCUUACCAACAGAUGAGAACAAGAAGCCAAUCUAUCCUGUAGUCGGACCGGAUGGAACUCCUCUGCCUACAGAUGCCAGUGGAGCUGCGAUCGGAGUUGAUGGAAAACCAAUUCCCACAGAUUCAGCGGGACGACCGCUGGGCGAAGACGGUUCUCCGCUUCCAACUGACGCUUCUGGCAACUACGUCAACGUUCCUUCUGCGACUGAAACAAGCAAAGUUCUGCCAACUGAUGAAUCUGGAAACGUCAUCUAUCCUAUCACCAAGCCGGAUGGAUCUCCACUUCCAACUGACGCCAGUGGAAACUUCGUCACAGAAGAAGGCACAAUUGUUGAGAAGGACGACGAAGGCAAACCUCUCGGCCCUGACGGCCAAGUACUGCCAACAGACUCUGCUGGAAACUACAUCUUCCCUAUCAUUGGUCCAGAUGGCAGCGUCUUGCCAACAGAUGAGAACAAGAAGCCAAUCUAUCCUGUAGUCGGACCGGAUGGAACUCCUCUGCCUACAGAUGCCAGUGGAGCUGCGAUCGGAGUUGAUGGAAAAACCAAUUCCCACAGAUUCAGCGGGACGACCGCUGGGCGAAGACGGUUCUCCGCUUCCAACUGACGCUUCUGGGCAACUACGUCAACGUUCCUUCUGCGACUGAAACAAGCAAAGUUCUGCCAACUGAUGAAUCUGGAAACGUCAUCUAUCCUAUCACCAAGCCGGAUGGAUCUCCACUUCCAACUGACGCCAGUGGAAACUUCGUCACAGAAGAAGGCACAAUUGUUGAGAAGGACGACGAAGGCAAACCUCUCGGCCCUGACGGCCAAGUACUGCCAACAGACUCUGCUGGAAACUACAUCUUCCCUAUCAUUGGUCCAGAUGGCAGCGUCUUGCCAACAGAUGAGAAUAAGAAGCCAAUCUAUCCUGUAGUCGGACCGGAUGGAACUCCUCUGCCUACAGAUGCCAGUGGAGCUGCAAUCGGAGUUGAUGGAAAACCAAUUCCCACAGAUUCAGCGGGACGACCGCUGGGCGAAGACGGUUCUCCGCUUCCAACUGACGCUUCUGGCAACUACGUCAACGUUCCUUCUGCGACUGAAACAAGCAAAGUUCUGCCAACUGAUGAAUCUGGAAACGUCAUCUAUCCUAUCACCAAGCCAGAUGGAUCUCCACUUCCAACUGACGCCAGUGGAAACUUCGUCACAGAAGAAGGCACAAUUGUUGAGAAGGACGACGAAGGCAAACCUCUCGGCCCUGACGGCCAAGUACUGCCAACAGACUCUGCUGGAAACUACAUCUUCCCUAUCAUUGGUCCAGAUGGCAGCGUCUUGCCAACAGAUGAGAACAAGAAGCCAAUCUAUCCUGUAGUCGGACCGGAUGGAACUCCUCUGCCUACAGAUGCCAGUGGAGCUGCGAUCGGAGUUGAUGGAAAAACCAAUUCCAACAGAUUCAGCCGGAAGACCUCUUGGAGAAGAUGGUUCUCCGCUUCCAACUGACGCUUCAGGCAACUACGUCAACGUUCCUUCUGCGACUGAAACAAGCAAAGUUCUGCCAACUGAUGAAUCUGGAAACGUCAUCUAUCCUAUCACCAAGCCGGAUGGAUCUCCACUUCCAACUGACGCCAGUGGAAACUUCGUCACAGAAGAAGGCACAAUUGUUGAGAAGGACGACGAAGGCAAACCUCUCGGCCCUGACGGCCAAGUACUGCCAACAGACUCUGCUGGAAACUACAUCUUCCCUAUCAUUGGUCCAGAUGGCAGCGUCUUGCCAACAGAUGAGAACAAGAAGCCAAUCUAUCCUGUAGUCGGACCGGAUGGAACUCCUCUGCCUACAGAUGCCAGUGGAGCUGCGAUCGGAGUUGAUGGAAAACCAAUUCCAACGGAUUCAGCCGGAAGACCUCUUGGAGAAGAUGGUUCUCCGCUUCCAACUGACGCUUCAGGCAACUACGUCAACGUUCCUUCUGCGACUGAAACAAGCAAAAGUUCUGCCAACUGAUGAAUCUGGAAACGUCAUCUAUCCUAUCACCAAGCCGGAUGGAUCUCCACUUCCAACUGACGCCAGUGGAAACUUCGUCACAGAAGAAGGCACAAUUGUUGAGAAGGACGACGAAGGCAAACCUCUCGGCCCUGACGGCCAAGUACUGCCAACAGACUCUGCUGGAAACUACAUCUUCCCUAUCAUUGGUCCAGAUGGCAGCGUCUUGCCAACAGAUGAGAACAAGAAGCCAAUCUAUCCUGUAGUCGGACCGGAUGGAACUCCUUUGCCGACAGAUGCCAGUGGAGCUGCGAUCGGCGUUGAUGGAAAACCAAUUCCAACGGAUUCAGCCGGAAGACCUCUUGGAGAAGAUGGUUCUCCGCUUCCAACUGACGCUUCAGGCAACUACGUCAACGUUCCUUCUGCGACUGAAACAAGCAAAGUUCUGCCAACUGAUGAAUCUGGAAACGUCAUCUAUCCUAUCACCAAGCCGGAUGGAUCUCCACUUCCAACUGACGCCAGUGGAAACUUCGUCACAGAAGAAGGCACAAUUGUUGAGAAGGACGACGAAGGCAAACCUCUCGGCCCUGACGGCCAAGUACUGCCAACAGACUCUGCUGGAAACUACAUCUUCCCUAUCAUUGGUCCAGAUGGCAGCGUCUUGCCAACAGAUGAGAACAAGAAGCCAAUCUAUCCUGUAGUCGGACCGGAUGGAACUCCUCUGCCUACAGAUGCCAGUGGAGCUGCGAUCGGCGUUGAUGGAAAAACCAAUUCCAACGGAUUCAGCCGGAAGACCUCUUGGAGAAGAUGGUUCUCCGCUUCCAACUGACGCUUCAGGCAACUACGUCAACGUUCCUUCUGCGACUGAAACAAGCAAAGUUCUGCCAACUGAUGAAUCUGGAAACGUCAUCUAUCCUAUCACCAAGCCGGAUGGAUCUCCACUUCCAACUGACGCCAGUGGAAACUUCGUCACAGAAGAAGGCACAAUUGUUGAGAAGGACGACGAAGGCAAACCUCUCGGCCCUGACGGCCAAGUACUGCCAACAGACUCUGCUGGAAACUACAUCUUCCCUAUCAUUGGUCCAGAUGGCAGCGUCUUGCCAACAGAUGAGAACAAGAAGCCAAUCUAUCCUGUAGUCGGACCGGAUGGAACUCCUCUGCCUACAGAUGCCAGUGGAGCUGCGAUCGGAGUUGAUGGAAAACCAAUUCCAACAGAUUCAGCCGGAAGACCUCUUGGAGAAGAUGGUUCUCCGCUUCCAACUGACGCUUCAGGCAACUACGUCAACGUUCCUUCUGCGACUGAAACAAGCAAAGUUCUGCCAACUGAUGAAUCUGGAAACGUCAUCUAUCCUAUCACCAAGCCGGAUGGAUCUCCACUUCCAACUGACGCCAGUGGAAACUUCGUCACAGAAGAAGGCACAAUUGUUGAGAAGGACGACGAAGGCAAACCUCUCGGCCCUGACGGCCAAGUACUGCCAACAGACUCUGCUGGAAACUACAUCUUCCCUAUCAUUGGUCCAGAUGGCAGCGUCUUGCCAACAGAUGAGAACAAGAAGCCAAUCUAUCCUGUAGUCGGACCGGAUGGAACUCCUCUGCCUACAGAUGCCAGUGGAGCUGCGAUCGGAGUUGAUGGAAAACCAAUUCCAACAGAUUCAGCUGGAAGACCUCUUGGAGAAGAUGGUUCUCCGCUUCCAACUGACGCUUCAGGCAACUACGUCAACGUUCCUUCUGCGACUGAAACAAGCAAAGUUCUGCCAACUGAUGAAUCUGGAAACGUCAUCUAUCCUAUCACCAAGCCGGAUGGAUCUCCACUUCCAACUGACGCCAGUGGAAACUUCGUCACAGAAGAAGGCACAAUUGUUGAGAAGGACGACGAAGGCAAACCUCUCGGCCCUGACGGCCAAGUACUGCCAACAGACUCUGCUGGAAACUACAUCUUCCCUAUCAUUGGUCCAGAUGGCAGCGUCUUGCCAACAGAUGAGAACAAGAAGCCAAUCUAUCCUGUAGUCGGACCGGAUGGAACUCCUCUGCCUACAGAUGCCAGUGGAGCUGCGAUCGGAGUUGAUGGAAAACCAAUUCCAACAGAUUCAGCCGGAAGACCUCUUGGAGAAGAUGGUUCUCCGCUUCCAACUGACGCUUCGGGCAACUACGUCAACGUUCCUUCUGCGACUGAAACAAGCAAAGUUCUGCCAACUGAUGAAUCUGGAAACGUCAUCUAUCCUAUCACCAAGCCGGAUGGAUCUCCACUUCCAACUGACGCCAGUGGAAACUUCGUCACAGAAGAAGGCACAAUUGUUGAGAAGGACGACGAAGGCAAACCUCUCGGCCCUGACGGCCAAGUACUGCCAACAGACUCUGCUGGAAACUACAUCUUCCCUAUCAUUGGUCCAGAUGGCAGCGUCUUGCCAACAGAUGAGAACAAGAAGCCAAUCUAUCCUGUAGUCGGACCGGAUGGAACUCCUCUGCCUACAGAUGCCAGUGGAGCUGCGAUCGGAGUUGAUGGAAAACCAAUUCCAACAGAUUCAGCUGGAAGACCUCUUGGAGAAGAUGGUUCUCCGCUUCCAACUGACGCUUCAGGCAACUACGUCAACGUUCCUUCUGCGACUGAAACAAGCAAAAGUUCUGCCAACUGAUGAAUCUGGAAACGUCAUCUAUCCUAUCACCAAGCCGGAUGGAUCUCCACUUCCAACUGACGCCAGUGGAAACUUCGUCACAGAAGAAGGCACAAUUGUUGAGAAGGACGACGAAGGCAAACCUCUCGGCCCUGACGGCCAAGUACUGCCAACAGACUCUGCUGGAAACUACAUCUUCCCUAUCAUUGGUCCAGAUGGCAGCGUCUUGCCAACAGAUGAGAACAAGAAGCCCAAUCUAUCCUGUAGUCGGACCGGAUGGAACUCCUCUGCCUACAGAUGCCAGUGGAGCUGCGAUCGGAGUUGAUGGAAAACCAAUUCCAACAGAUUCAGCCGGAAGACCUCUUGGAGAAGAUGGUUCUCCGCUUCCAACUGACGCUUCGGGCAACUACGUCAACGUUCCUUCUGCGACUGAAACAAGCAAAGUUCUGCCAACUGAUGAAUCUGGAAACGUCAUCUAUCCUAUCACCAAGCCGGAUGGAUCUCCACUUCCAACUGACGCCAGUGGAAACUUCGUCACAGAAGAAGGCACAAUUGUUGAGAAGGACGACGAAGGCAAACCUCUCGGCCCUGACGGCCAAGUACUGCCAACAGACUCUGCUGGAAACUACAUCUUCCCUAUCAUUGGUCCAGAUGGCAGCGUCUUGCCAACAGAUGAGAACAAGAAGCCAAUCUAUCCUGUAGUCGGACCGGAUGGAACUCCUCUGCCUACAGAUGCCAGUGGAGCUGCGAUCGGAGUUGAUGGAAAAACCAAUUCCAACAGAUUCAGCCGGAAGACCUCUUGGAGAAGAUGGUUCUCCGCUUCCAACUGACGCUUCAGGGCAACUACGUCAACGUUCCUUCUGCGACUGAAACAAGCAAAGUUCUGCCAACUGAUGAAUCUGGAAACGUCAUCUAUCCUAUCACCAAGCCGGAUGGAUCUCCACUUCCAACUGACGCCAGUGGAAACUUCGUCACAGAAGAAGGCACAAUUGUUGAGAAGGACGACGAAGGCAAACCUCUCGGCCCUGACGGCCAAGUACUGCCAACAGACUCUGCUGGAAACUACAUCUUCCCUAUCAUUGGUCCAGAUGGCAGCGUCUUGCCAACAGAUGAGAACAAGAAGCCAAUCUAUCCUGUAGUCGGACCGGAUGGAACUCCUCUGCCUACAGAUGCCAGUGGAGCUGCGAUCGGAGUUGAUGGAAAAACCAAUUCCAACAGAUUCAGCCGGAAGACCUCUUGGAGAAGAUGGUUCUCCGCUUCCAACUGACGCUUCGGGCAACUACGUCAACGUUCCUUCUGCGACUGAAACAAGCAAAAGUUCUGCCAACUGAUGAAUCUGGAAACGUCAUCUAUCCUAUCACCAAGCCGGAUGGAUCUCCACUUCCAACUGACGCCAGUGGAAACUUCGUCACAGAAGAAGGCACAAUUGUUGAGAAGGACGACGAAGGCAAACCUCUCGGCCCUGACGGCCAAGUACUGCCAACAGACUCUGCUGGAAACUACAUCUUCCCUAUCAUUGGUCUAGAUGGCAGCGUCUUGCCAACAGAUGAGAACAAGAAGCCAAUCUAUCCUGUAGUCGGACCGGAUGGAACUCCUCUGCCUACAGAUGCCAGUGGAGCUGCGAUCGGAGUUGAUGGAAAACCAAUUCCAACAGAUUCAGCCGGAAGACCUCUUGGAGAAGAUGGUUCUCCGCUUCCAACUGACGCUUCGGGCAACUACGUCAACGUUCCUUCUGCGACUGAAACAAGCAAAGUUCUGCCAACUGAUGAAUCUGGAAACGUCAUCUAUCCUAUCACCAAGCCGGAUGGAUCUCCACUUCCAACUGACGCCAGUGGAAACUUCGUCACAGAAGAAGGCACAAUUGUUGAGAAGGACGACGAAGGCAAACCUCUCGGCCCUGACGGCCAAGUACUGCCAACAGACUCUGCUGGAAACUACAUCUUCCCUAUCAUUGGUCCAGAUGGCAGCGUCUUGCCAACAGAUGAGAACAAGAAGCCAAUCUAUCCUGUAGUCGGACCGGAUGGAACUCCUCUGCCUACAGAUGCCAGUGGAGCUGCGAUCGGAGUUGAUGGAAAAACCAAUUCCAACAGAUUCAGCUGGAAGACCUCUUGGAGAAGAUGGUUCUCCGCUUCCAACUGACGCUUCAGGCAACUACGUCAACGUUCCUUCUGCGACUGAAACAAGCAAAGUUCUGCCAACUGAUGAAUCUGGAAACGUCAUCUAUCCUAUCACCAAGCCGGAUGGAUCUCCACUUCCAACUGACGCCAGUGGAAACUUCGUCACAGAAGAAGGCACAAUUGUUGAGGAGGACGACGAAGGCAAACCUCUCGGCCCUGACGGCCAAGUACUGCCAACAGACUCUGCUGGAAACUACAUCUUCCCUAUCAUUGGUCCAGAUGGCAGCGUCUUGCCAACAGAUGAGAACAAGAAGCCAAUCUAUCCUGUAGUCGGACCGGAUGGAACUCCUCUGCCUACAGAUGCCAGUGGAGCUGCGAUCGGAGUUGAUGGAAAACCAAUUCCAACGGAUUCAGCCGGAAGACCUCUUGGAGAAGAUGGUUCUCCGCUUCCAACUGACGCUUCAGGCAACUACGUCAACGUUCCUUCUGCGACUGAAACAAGCAAAGUUCUGCCAACUGAUGAAUCUGGAAACGUCAUCUAUCCUAUCACCAAGCCGGAUGGAUCUCCACUUCCAACUGACGCCAGUGGAAACUUCGUCACAGAAGAAGGCACAAUUGUUGAGAAGGACGACGAAGGCAAACCUCUCGGCCCUGACGGCCAAGUACUGCCAACAGACUCUGCUGGAAACUACAUCUUCCCUAUCAUUGGUCCAGAUGGCAGCGUCUUGCCAACAGAUGAAAACAAGAAGCCCAUUUAUCCUGUAGUCGGACCGGAUGGAACUCCUCUGCCUACAGAUGCCAGUGGAGCUGCGAUCGGAAUCGAUGGAAGACCGAUUCCAACAGAUUCAGCUGGACGACCUCUUGGAGAAGAUGGUUCUCCGCUUCCAACUGACGCUUCGGGCAACUACGUCAACGUUCCUUCUGCGACUGAAACAAGCAAAGUUCUCCCAACUGAUGAAUCUGGAAACGUCAUCUAUCCUAUCACCAAGCCGGAUGGAUCUCCACUUCCAACUGACGCCAGUGGAAACUUCGUCACAGAAGAAGGCACAAUUGUUGAGAAGGACGACGAAGGCAAACCUCUCGGCCCUGACGGCCAAGUACUGCCAACAGACUCUGCUGGAAACUACAUCUUCCCUAUCAUUGGUCCAGAUGGCAGCGUCUUGCCAACAGAUGAGAACAAGAAGCCAAUCUAUCCUGUAGUCGGACCGGAUGGAACUCCUCUGCCUACAGAUGCCAGUGGAGCUGCGAUCGGAGUUGAUGGAAAACCAAUUCCAACAGAUUCAGCCGGAAGACCUCUUGGAGAAGAUGGUUCUCCGCUUCCAACUGACGCUUCGGGCAACUACGUCAACGUUCCUUCUGCGACUGAAACAAGCAAAGUUCUGCCAACUGAUGAAUCUGGAAACGUCAUCUAUCCUAUCACCAAGCCGGAUGGAUCUCCACUUCCAACUGACGCCAGUGGAAACUUCGUCACAGAAGAAGGCACAAUUGUUGAGAAGGACGACGAAGGCAAACCUCUCGGCCCUGACGGCCAAGUACUGCCAACAGACUCUGCUGGAAACUACAUCUUCCCUAUCAUUGGUCCAGAUGGCAGCGUCUUGCCAACAGAUGAAAAACAAGAAGCCCAUUUAUCCUGUAGUCGGACCGGAUGGAACUCCUCUGCCUACAGAUGCCAGUGGAGCUGCGAUCGGAGUUGAUGGAAAAACCAAUUCCAACGGAUUCAGCCGGAAGACCUCUUGGAGAAGAUGGUUCUGCGCUUCCAACUGACGCUUCGGGCAACUACGUCAACGUUCCUUCUGCGACUGAAACAAGCAAAGUUCUGCCAACUGAUGAAUCUGGAAACGUCAUCUAUCCUAUCACCAAGCCGGAUGGAUCUCCACUUCCAACUGACGCCAGUGAAAACUUCGUCACAGAAGAAGGCACAAUUGUUGAGGAGGACGACGAAGGCAAACCUCUCGGCCCUGACGGCCAAGUACUGCCAACAGACUCUGCUGGAAACUACAUCUUCCCUAUCAUUGGUCCAGAUGGCAGCGUCUUGCCAACAGAUGAAAACAAGAAGCCCAUUUAUCCUGUAGUCGGACCGGAUGGAACUCCUCUGCCUACAGAUGCCAGUGGAGCUGCGAUCGGAGUUGAUGGAAAACCAAUUCCAACGGAUUCAGCCGGAAGACCUCUUGGAGAAGAUGGUUCUCCGCUUCCAACUGACGCUUCAGGCAACUACGUCAACGUUCCUUCUGCGACUGAAACAAGCAAAGUUCUGCCAACUGAUGAAUCUGGAAACGUCAUCUAUCCUAUCACCAAGCCGGAUGGAUCUCCACUUCCAACUGACGCCAGUGGAAACUUCGUCACAGAAGAAGGCACAAUUGUUGAGAAGGACGACGAAGGCAAACCUCUCGGCCCUGACGGCCAAGUACUGCCAACAGACUCUGCUGGAAACUACAUCUUCCCUAUCAUUGGUCCAGAUGGCAGCGUCUUGCCAACAGAUGAAAACAAGAAGCCCAUUUAUCCUGUAGUCGGACCGGAUGGAACUCCUCUGCCUACAGAUGCCAGUGGAGCUGCGAUCGGAGUUGAUGGAAAACCAAUUCCAACAGAUUCAGCCGGAAGACCUCUUGGAGAAGAUGGUUCUCCGCUUCCAACUGACGCUUCGGGCAACUACGUCAACGUUCCUUCUGCGACUGAAACAAGCAAAGUUCUGCCAACUGAUGAAUCUGGAAACGUCAUCUAUCCUAUCACCAAGCCGGAUGGAUCUCCACUUCCAACUGACGCCAGUGGAAACUUCGUCACAGAAGAAGGCACAAUUGUUGAGAAGGACGACGAAGGCAAACCUCUCGGCCCUGACGGCCAAGUACUGCCAACAGACUCUGCUGGAAACUACAUCUUCCCUAUCAUUGGUCCAGAUGGCAGCGUCUUGCCAACAGAUGAGAACAAGAAGCCAAUCUAUCCUGUAGUCGGACCGGAUGGAACUCCUCUGCCUACAGAUGCCAGUGGAGCUGCGAUCGGAGUUGAUGGAAAACCAAUUCCAACAGAUUCAGCUGGAAGACCUCUUGGAGAAGAUGGUUCUCCGCUUCCAACUGACGCUUCAGGCAACUACGUCAACGUUCCUUCUGCGACUGAAACAAGCAAAGUUCUGCCAACUGAUGAAUCUGGAAACGUCAUCUAUCCUAUCACCAAGCCGGAUGGAUCUCCACUUCCAACUGACGCCAGUGGAAACUUCGUCACAGAAGAAGGCACAAUUGUUGAGGAGGACGACGAAGGCAAACCUCUCGGCCCUGACGGCCAAGUACUGCCAACAGACUCUGCUGGAAACUACAUCUUCCCUAUCAUUGGUCUAGAUGGCAGCGUCUUGCCAACAGAUGAGAACAAGAAGCCAAUCUAUCCUGUAGUCGGACCGGAUGGAACUCCUCUGCCUACAGAUGCCAGUGGAGCUGCGAUCGGAGUUGAUGGAAAACCAAUUCCAACGGAUUCAGCCGGAAGACCUCUUGGAGAAGAUGGUUCUCCGCUUCCAACUGACGCUUCAGGCAACUACGUCAACGUUCCUUCUGCGACUGAAACAAGCAAAGUUCUGCCAACUGAUGAAUCUGGAAACGUCAUCUAUCCUAUCACCAAGCCGGAUGGAUCUCCACUUCCAACUGACGCCAGUGGAAACUUCGUCACAGAAGAAGGCACAAUUGUUGAGAAGGACGACGAAGGCAAACCUCUCGGCCCUGACGGCCAAGUACUGCCAACAGACUCUGCUGGAAACUACAUCUUCCCUAUCAUUGGUCUAGAUGGCAGCGUCUUGCCAACAGAUGAGAACAAGAAGCCAAUCUAUCAUGUAGUCGGACCGGAUGGAACUCCUCUGCCUACAGAUGCCAGUGGAGCUGCGAUCGGAGUUGAUGGAAAAACCAAUUCCAACAGAUUCAGCCGGAAGACCUCUUGGAGAAGAUGGUUCUCCGCUUCCAACUGACGCUUCGGGCAACUACGUCAACGUUCCUUCUGCGACUGAAACAAGCAAAGUUCUGCCAACUGAUGAAUCUGGAAACGUCAUCUAUCCUAUCACCAAGCCGGAUGGAUCUCCACUUCCAACUGACGCCAGUGGAAACUUCGUCACAGAAGAAGGCACAAUUGUUGAGAAGGACGACGAAGGCAAACCUCUCGGCCCUGACGGCCAAGUACUGCCAACAGACUCUGCUGGAAACUACAUCUUCCCUAUCAUUGGUCCAGAUGGCAGCGUCUUGCCAACAGAUGAGAACAAGAAGCCAAUCUAUCCUGUAGUCGGACCGGAUGGAACUCCCUCUGCCUACAGAUGCCAGUGGAGCUGCGAUCGGAGUUGAUGGAGAACCAGUUCCAACAGAUUCAGCUGGACGACCGCUUGGAGAAGACGGUUCUGUGCUUCCAACAGAUACUACAGGCAAUUUCGUAACUGUGCCCAGUGAAGGCGCAGCAACAAGACCGCACCCUACAGAUUCUUUCGGGAACGUCGUUUUGCCAGUCGUGAAUAUCCAUGGAAUUCUUCUGCCAACUGACUCAACUGGAAGGCACAUCACUGAAGAUGGAAAAGUGGUAGAGGUCAAUAACGAUGGUCUGCCACUGGGUCCAGAUAGUCAAGUUUUACCAACUGACAACGCUGAGCACUAUGUUUAUCCAUUCGUUGGUCCUGAUGGAAGCCCGAUUCCUACGGAUAUCAACAAGCGGCCAAUUUACCCCGUAAUCGGUAGAGAAGGCACGCUCCUGCCAACCGAAACAUCUGGUCGCCCUGUCAAGUUUGACGGCAAUGUGGUCCCCACUGACACUUCUGGAGUACCACUCGAUGGUUAUGGAUCGGUCCUUCCAACAGAUAGUUCACGGCGUUACACCUUGGUGCCUUCGCGCAGGCCUUCAGCCUUCUGCUACGUCUCUUCGCACAUCGACCUGCUACUUGUCGUCGACGCCUCGAACCACAUCAAGGUGCUCGACUACCGUGUCAUGAAAGAGCUUCUCAAGAACUUCCUCACCGAUCAUUUCGACCUGGCUCCUCACAAGGCGAGCUUUCAUUACUGCUAACACUCCUUUCAACUUGUAGAUUUCAGGUACGCGUCGGUUUGAUCAAGUACGGAGAAGAAGUGAACGUGCCAGUGUCACUCGGAGACUACGACACGGACGAAGAGUUGCUCAACCGCAUCAGCGAGUCUCGGCGCGUGAAAGGGGCCGCGAACCUUGGCGCCGCUCUGCGUGAAGCCGUUGGAGAAUUCGCCAUUUCUGGAGUUGAAGGCGUUCCGCGCGUUGUGCUCUUGAUCAAGAACGGCGAAGCCAGGUUAAUAUAUCAUCAUCAAAGAGAAGUAUUCGAAAAGCCGAUGGUACACGAUACCACAAAUUUCCUUCGAAACUUGAAAACUUGAUAAUCAAACAUUUUGAGGUGUCAAAAAAUAAACAUUCUUAUGUAGAAAGAUUUAAUUUUCUAAAGAAAUUCAAGAUUUUGUCAGAUCUGAAAUUUCUAGUCAUCUCUAGACGCCGCCAAUGCUUUGCUGAACUACUCGGAAAAAAUAAAACCGAAAUUUCAAGUCCCUCGUCUAAAACCCUUCUGAAAGAGCAAAAAUUCCCAACGACGACUACCUCAAUCGAAAAACUUACAAUGAUUCGAAACUCUUAAAAUAACUCAACUUGAAAAAAACUUUUGAAAAGAAACAAACUUCCUGACGCGAAAAAACAAAACGAAAAUUUCCAGCGACGACUACCUAGCUGCCGCCAAGGCACUGAAGUCCGACUCCAACGCGAAUCUGUUCAUCGUCGAGGCUGGAGACAACGAAAGUCAAGACCAAAGCAGGGAAAUCACCGACUCGGACAAAAUCGUUUCGAUUGACCAGUGGAGAGGAUCCAAUUCGGAGCAACUUGGCCCUAUCGCUGACAUUAUUUGCAAAGUAUUAUUCUAUAGGAAUUCGAAAAGUUAUUCGCAUUUUUCAGCUUUAUCCUAACGUCGACACCAGCAGAACUUGGCCUCAAAGACACAAGGCCACCACUCCCAGCGGAGUCGGCCGCGUUUGCACCAAGAUCGAUUAUGAGGUACAAAUCCCAUUCUCAUACUUUUUACCACAACAAAUCAUUAUUUUAUAAGUUCUCAUGAAAUGUGAUUAAAUUGAAAAAAAGACUGUGAAAAAAACGAGUUAGAAAAAAUUUUCCAGGGGGAAACGAGAAAAAUUGGUCAUCUCAAGCUUAAUUUUUUUUCUUGGUUUUAUGUUCUUUUUUUGGAUCAAUUUCUGUUUUUCGUACGUAUUGUUUUUAUACGUUCCGAAUGCACCAGGAAGAGUAUUAAUAUCAAAAAAAUCAUUUUUUUCUCGUUUAAAGUAAAUCUCCAUGAUACAACUAUCAACAUAAAAAAAAUUCUAUCAAAAUUCAGAAUUUUUAAACAAAGAAAAUAGUCGAAACUAAAAGAUUUUUGCUAGUUAAACUUGCCAAAAGAUUAUGUUAAAUAAAAAAUGACGUACCAGGCCGACGUUGUUGUCGUGCUGGACUCGUCGGAGAACUUCUCCAACGACGAGUUCGUGGCGAUGAAAGAGAGCGUCGCGGGGUUGGUCGACGACGGUUUCGACCUCGCUCCAGACGUCGCUCGCAUCGGAUUCGUCAUCUACAGGUUCAAGAAUUAUACUUAAAAUUUUCAAGCUUUGUUUACAGUGACAAGGUGGCUGUUCCGGUGGCUUUGGGCCAUUACGACGACAAAAUCGAAUUGAUGGAGAAGAUCCUCGAUACCGAAAAGAUCAACGAUGGCGUCGCCAUCGCCCUGUACGGCCUCAACGCGGCUAGGCAGCAAUUCCAGGUAUUUUGACCCUAAAAACACACAAUUUCAAUUUCAACUUUAAGCUUCACGGACGCGAAAACGCAACACGAUUGGUUAUUCUUAUCACGAGCGGUAGAAACAGGUGAGAAAUAAGUUUUUAGACUCAGUUUGAAUACAUCUAAAAUUGAGAAUAGUCGACUUGGUUUUUCGGUAGCCAUUUUUCAAAAUAUCUAAUCUCCAAAAAUAAAAAAAUAAAAAAAUUGAAAAAGUUUUCAGAAAAAAAUAAUUUUUUUCAGUUUUUGGAAACAGAGCUGCUCCAAUGUAAAGCUUCUGAGCUCUUGAGUGGAGUUAUCGAUCGAUUUUUCUUUAGUGAUUUUUUUUUCAUGCCGUGUUCAAAGUAAUUUCCGCGAAAUGCAAAAUACCCGUUAGAGAAAGGAAAAGAUCACUAAAUUUUGGAGAGUCAGAGAUCAUUUUGCAUUUCGCGGAAAUUACUUUGAACACGGCAUCAUUUUCAUCGAUCUAUUCCUCUUUUCUCUUCUUUUAGGUGCAAUUUUCUUAUUCUUUUUCGAUGAUUUAUAUUAGUUUUAAUUUUAUCGAUUAUCAGUUGAGAAUUUGAAAACUGUGAGCGGUUCCCAUUUGUCGAAAAAGUUCUUUUUGGCUCCUUCUUCAACUUUUUGUUGUAUUUCAGAGGAAAUGCUGCUGCCGCGGCGGAAGAUCUUCGAGACAUGUACGGCGUUCAACUAUUCGUCAUCGCUGUCGGUUCCAACAACGAAGAACUUUCCUCUCUACGACGUCUCACUGGUUUCAAUGACCAACUAUUAUAAUGAAAAAAAAAACUUGUUGAAGGAUCGGAGAACCAUGUGAUGAAAGUUGCAAGCUCGCACGAUAUUGACGAUGAAUUGUCGACGAUUACAAAGAAUUUGUGCGGUUCUACGAUGCCGGUUUCAACGCCAACCGUUGAGCCAAUGCACAGAAGUACCAGGCGCGACGUUGAAUCUCAGAAGUCCGUAUAGAUUUCGUUUUCCGAAACUUUCUUUUGAAUAACCAGUUUCUAAUCUGUUUUCAAAUAGACAUACUUUGAUUUUUUUUUUUUCGAAAUUUUUGACGCUAAAGUUAACCGUUAUACGACUAUACCAUUCACAUACUAUUUCCUAUGGUGAAAAUUUACCGCCUAGCAAUUUCCUUUUGACUUGAACAACGUAUUUUUGCAAACUUGCUCCAAAUAUCUAAUAUAAACAUUUAGAUUCACGACGGCUCCAGCCAGAAGAACUACGCGCGCCGUCUCCUCUGGUCUUUGCAACAACGGCGUCCGAAGACCUUAUCACUUCAACAUCCUGGUCGACGUCACCACCAGAUCGGCUCCAGAAGUCUUCCGCAGCGUUCUCGACCAGCUCUCGGCCUUUUUCACUGAUCGCUUCAGAGAUGAGCCUGAAAUGGCUAGGUUUACCUGAAAACUUGAGCUCAUCUAUUUUGUGACUUUCAGUUUCAACGUGAUGACGGUGAACAGCGAGAAAGUUCAAGGGGUUCUGCCGUUGUUGAGCCUCGCCGAUUUGGAAGAACAGAUGGCCAGCGUCGGGCAAAUGAAGUAGGAUUGAUAAUUCUGGGUCUAUAGAAGUUCAGCUCAGGGAACACAUAAAUUUUGAGCCCAAGAAUUUUUGGCCUCCGGUUGAACUUUUGGUGAAAACUGGCCGAAGAUAACAUGAAAAAAAAUUUUCGCGGUAUAUUUUUUUCAAACUGCAAUGAUUCUGAAGUACGUAAAUUACGGUGUAAAGGCGUUAUUCGAUUUUUUUUUUGCUUUUUGUUAUCUGUAACCCUGAAUCUGAGUGUUUGAUUAUUUAGUGGAAAGGUAGAAGUUCUGAGCUGAAUUUUUAUACACCCACUGCAAUUUAAAAAAAUAUAUAUGUAAAUUUAUAGUGACGACACGAUUUCGGCGAAACUUGGUACUGGAAUCGACGCCCUGGUCGAUCUUUCCAAUGAGAAUUAUGUCUCUGGAGCCCUGAAGAUCAUGAUCAUCGUCAGUGCCGACGGAACAUCUAGGUAUCCAUUCCAACCUGAGCAUCCUAAUCAAUCUCAUUUUCAGCGAUGAGGCUGUCCCGGCGGCCGAGAACGCCGUUGGCGACUACCAGCACAACAUUAUUGGAGUUUCGAUUCGUGAACCCGCCACGGACAUUUUGUCGAAGAUUGUUGGAUCUCCAACUCGGUAGGAUAUCAGGCUGGAAAAAAAAUAUAGGGCUCACAAGUUGAUUCAUCUUUAGAGUUAUUAUUCAGGGGGACAUUUUUACUUAAAACGAGCUGAAAAAUACAGUUUCAAGUGAUUUUUUUUUUAUAGGAACGUCCAAUGUUUGCAUUGAACUCAGCUUAUCAACUGCCCUUUUCGUCGUUUUUUGUGGAGUUACCAAUAAAAUUCAGUAUUUUUGGAUUUAUGAUGAGUUCAAUAUUAGUAAUGUACAAACUUUUCACUCCCGUCUUUUGAAAAAUUUAGAUUUUUUUUAAAUGUAGCCAUAGAUACACUAUAACAAGUUUGAGCCUUAGGCAGGAAGUGUUAACUUCGAUUUAGUCUAAUUUAGGCUUUUUGUUUUUUUGGAGCUGUCAUUUGACUUUUUUAAUUGAAAACUUGAGAACAUAACUGCCAAAUUUACUUCAUAUUUCAAAAUUUUGAAAGUUUCGGGCAAAAAACCAUGAAUACGAUUAACUCAUACCUAACUCAUAAUUUAUUUAUAGUAAGCUUUAAAAUUUUACAGAGUGAUCAACCUUGUCGAUUGGUCGGCCAACGAUCUUUUCACCGGCUGGCUGACCUAUUCGAUCUGCGACUACGCUUCAGCGACAACUACCAAAAAGGCUACGACCCCGAAAAUGACGACUUUCAAGCCGACUGGUUGGAGAUGUUCAAAAUAAGUGAAAUAAGGAAAUAUUUCAGGACGCGAUGCUUCGCGAGUCGACGCCACCAACAUUGAAGUCGUCCCGCUUUCCCCAUCAUCUCUGUCUGUUUCCUGGACCUGCUGUACUAACAACAAAUCGGUUUCGAAUGAAACAUUUGUCAAAAUUAAUGGAGAAAAUCCUAUUCAGAAUUACACGAUCCUCUACACGCACGACACGAAGAUCCCCAAGAAGAAGUGGCAAAAAAUGGUCGCCACUUGCCGAGACAGCUUUGGAACACCCAUCAAGGUUCAAAUUUAGGAAGAAAAACUGAAAAUUAAGGAAAAAAAAGUUUAGGACCUCCCAACUGACCACGACUACACGGUUUGUGUCAUGACGACGUCCAGAGUUGAAAAUGAAACGGCUCUGGAAAUCGAUAACAACUGCGAGACGGUUCAUCUCGACUUGAGUGAGUUUCAGAAAAACUCAAAGGGGUGGAAAAAUGAUGGUACAAGGAUUUUGUGGGAUAACCUCGAGCAAAAAAGAAGUAUCUUGGCGCAAAACGAGGAAAUUUAAUUUUUCAGUUUUUUGUGAAUUCAUUGAAGUUUGAAAAGUCCAUUUAUACCUGAAAAGUGCUGAUUUUACACGAAAUUUUGUACUGAGAGAUCUAAAAAUGGCAUUGAAAUUGAAAUUUUCAUCGUUUUUCUGAAUUAUUGGGUUUUCCGAAAAAUGAAAGUUCAAAAAAUGUUACGUAUAAUUUUUGCACAUUUCCGUAGUUUUUGAAUUUUUUGGAAGCUUCAAACGUUAGAACGUAUUAAAAUUGAGAAGUAGAGAGUUUUUUUCUUCUCUGAACGUCUUCUCGUUUAUAGGGGCUCUUUAGAUUUCCUAAGAUUCGUACAAAGAUUCAGAAAAAGGAACGAGAAUUCAGAAAUUUAACACUUUUUUUCUCAAAUUUCAAACAUGCUGGCCUAUAAACGCUAAUGCGUGAUAAUUUUGCGAAACGGGUGCUUUUGCCGAUAACCCGAUAUUUUUCAACGAUUGGGGUGAUCCCCUGGACCUAAACGGAAGCUCAGAGCGUAAAUUGGCGUGCGCGGCUAAAAUUUGCGUUUCGGUGCUCGGCUGUAGCAUCCGCGGGUUCUACUGGCCAACAUGAGAGAUAAUUCUCGUGUAUUUUGGGAAAAAUAAAUUGAUUGAUAGUGCCUCUGUUUGCAGAUUCGACCAUGCCUGACGACUACGCAGCCCCGAAGACGUCAAGCUGCAACUGCCAGUGCACGGGAGGAGAAGCCGUCCUGCGAGCGACCUGCGACAUCGUCAUCGACCCCAGCCGGCCAGUCUCGACCCUCCCGCCGGCGACAACCGAAGAAUGUCCUUGCAAGGUCAAGGCGCACGGCGGAAGAUGCCCCAAGGGCUACAUCUUCAAGGACGGACAAUGCUUUGGUUGGAAAGGAUUAUGAAGAUAGAAUAAUGAAGGAGCUGUGCAGAUCUUGACGAGUGUGCGGCGAGCAACGGCGGCUGCUCCCACGGCUGCGUCAACACUCCCGGGUCCUUCUACUGCGCCUGUCCGCACGGACUGAUGCGUGAUCCGCUCGAUCCUUUCGUUUGCAUCAACACCGCCAACUCGUGAGUCUAUCUUGGCCGUGUUCAAAGUGGAUGAGGCGUGAAAAAUUCCAGUUUUUUCGAUUGGGGGCUGAAUGAAAUUUGAGGGCUCUACCUUAUUCUAGAAUCCGCUCUUUGCCCACAGUGCUAAAGGGGGGUUAAUUUGAAAUGCCUAAGAAAUCUUCAAAAAAAUCCCCCCGUCCGUCCGUCCGAAAAAAAGCCCUCCUCGAGACAAAUUCCGAUUUGUUAGAGAUAGAAUCAAAGAAUUUUUGACAGGGGGGCUUUAUAUCUUAUUUAACCCUCCCCCCUACAUUGCUGAAAAGGGGGGGGGGUUAGGAUGCCUGGUCAAUGUUCAAAAAAAAAAACCCUCCUCUUUUUUUUCGACAUUUUGUAGGGCCUAAGUUUUCAAACGGCUCUUAGAAAUGCCUAUUUGUAGUGUUUCGUGUGAAUUUAGACUAGUACAACGUCAAUUUUGGAACUUCUAAAAUCCAUUCGAAUAUGGCAAGAAGCUCUAAUAUAUUAACACCGUAAAAUUAUUGUCCCGACCUUUUGGGGCAAUUUUGAAGCCGAAAUUUUCAUUCUGCGAAAUUUGAAUCGAGGAGCCGUUUUGAGAGCCUAAAAGUGGUUAUUUUCGAAAUUGACGAGAAAAUGCGAAUUUUUCUCAUUUUGUGAAAGAUUUCGGAAGACAAGCUUAUGCUUGAAAAGCUGUCAAUAACGUUAUCAUUUCUCUUAUUCGCUUAAAGGUUCUUUUUGACAGCCUAGCUGGAAAUAACAGCUGUAAAUAAAAAAAUAUGAUUUUAGAUUCGACAAGAUUGCCCAAUUGCUGGCCAACUACCUUCAAUCCAGCGUCGACGGCAAAAAGGCCCAAUUAACUUCACAAAAAGAAGGCGAAAAGACCAACUACAAGGUGGGAUCCCCUAUUUUCUGAGCCAAUCUGAACCUCAUUUUUCAGGCGACGAUUCGCUCCGAUGACAACAAAACGAUCACUUUCGAGUGGUCUUCCGUGCCAGCCGCCAUUCGCCGAGCCUUCAAAUGGCUCUUCUAA